UCCGGUAAUGUUUAAAAUUGAUUGUUGUUAUUUCCCUAUCUUGAUUGUUAUAGAAUAUAGAGUAUAGUAUAGAGUUUAUCUAGACUCGAGACUGGAUCUAUAUAGAUUAGAGUCUAGCUUUAAUAAGGUUUUAAAAGAUCUUUGAGCUCUCACAAUGUCUAAAAGAGAAAGUGAAUCUGACUAUGAUGGUCCUGCUGCCAAGAUGAGCAGGGGAGAUGACCAAGAUGACGGUGGAGCCUCUGGAAGAUCUGGAAGGGUGAGAAAAAAAUCUGCAAAGGUUCUUGAAAUGGAAGAAUUUGAACAAGUGGAAAAAACUCAACAAACCACAAAGAAAACCAAGACACCAAAACCGGCCAAUUUAGAGGAAGCUGACGGGUCAGAUAAAGUCAAGUCAGGAAAAAAAGCAAAAUUAAUCAAAACAGCUGAUAUUGAGUACACACCAGUCACAAGUAAAAAAAACAAAUCCAGCUCACAGCUUUCCAAAGCUUUACAGUUGGCUCCACUACCAGUUGCCAGUUCAAAACAAGAGUCUCAUCACAGUACUGACCAGCACAAAACAAUCAAAACAGACUUAGGUAGUCCUAAGCAAACGACUGGUGUGAGCCCACAGGACCAGAAGAGUGUCAUCAAAUACCUGCUUAGCUCUCCAUCUUCAGCUAAGGCAACUCCUGCUGCCACUAAGAUAUCUUCGAAUGCCACUAGCAACAUGUCUGACACUUCACCCUCUGAGCUUACCCCUAAAAAACCUAAAAAAACUAAAAAACCCAAGGCAGACAAAGGCACUGUGAAGGUGAAAGUAAAAAAAGAAAAAUCAAACCCUGGGCCCACGAUGGAAGAGCCUCCUCAGGGUCUAAAGAUGAAAAUAUUUGCCAGCAGUGACCCAAACAGUGCCCAGGUCACACUUUCAACGCAGCCCAAACCCAAGAAGUCCAAGAAGCACAAGCAGCAGUCUCCAACUGUCACAGAUCUAGCACAGACACCUAAUUCAGAUAGUUCCCCUCCUAGUGUCACAACAAAAAAAUCAUCAAAGAAAAAUCUAACAAAAAAAGAGCGACUCAUACAGGAAGCUAUAUCUGCAGCUAAACAAAUGCCAAACUUGGCAACAAUGGUGACAUCACAGCAAAGUUUUUCAGCUAGCUCUGUGGCACAACCAGCUGUUUUUCCAACCAAAGUCAAGAAGAAAAAAAUCAAGUCCAAACCUGUUAUGUUGGAAAUAGAUUCUCCAACAGAUGAGCUUGACCAUUCAGAGUUAAUGGAUGACGAGGAUGAUGAUGAUGAUGAUGACGAUGAGAUGAAUUUGGUCAUCUCUGAAAACGAGGGCAAGAAGAAGAAAACUCACACCAAAAAAAAAGCUUCCAAAGAGAAAACUGAAUCCCUGUCCCCCAAGCGAGACAAAAAUGAUGACAAAAUGUCCAAGAGAGCGCCAACUGCAUAUAUGUUGUUUUGCAACACUCACCGACCAACUAUUGUGGAUGAAAAUCCUGGGAUAGAAUUUGCAGCCAUCAGUCGUAAACUUGGGGAGAUGUGGCAGAUGUUAUCAAAUAAACAAAAACUGCAAUGGAGGAGAAAAGCUCAAAGGAGACGCAAAAAGUCUAAUUUAAUAUCUACUGGGAAAAUAGGGAAGGAAUCUUACAGCCUACCUCAAAUUUCAUUUGGUGCUGCCACUUCUACUCCAGUCAACAAGAUAUCCACACUUAUACACAAAGCACAGAGGCUGAGUCCAGAAGAAGUUCCUUUAAGUCCAACAAAAGCUGGAGAUCAGAAUUUAAGUAUCGAGCCUAUAGAUGUGGCAGCUCAUCUGAAACUGUUGGGUGAAUCACUUAGUAUUAUUGGAAUGAGGCUUCAAGAGCAUAAGGGUAUGAUAGCAGUUCAAGGGAGCUUAUCUGUUUUAUUGGAUUCCCUUAUCUGUGCAUGUGGACCUCUUUUGUGUCUGACCCAACAAGUACCUGGAAUGGAUGGUUGCUCACCUGCAGUACACAGUCAAACACUGGACAGUGUGGCUUAUGUUAUGCCAGGGCUCUAGUGUGGAUAAACAAAGAUGGUAAUGGUGAGCAUCUGUUGUGUAAUAUAGUUUGUUUCUGUGGAUGGUGGCCAUCACUUUUUUUGCAAUAAGUUGCUUUGUUUUUCAUGCAUCCUAUGUUGAGAAGUGUCUUUUUUUUUUUAAUACAAUUUAUGCCUAAUUGUAUUUAUUAAAGCAUACACAUUACAAUUUAAGAAAACUUG
Biomphalaria glabrata is the source of this 2223-nucleotide messenger RNA. Its product is annotated as HMG box-containing protein 4-like. The coding region runs from base 155 to 2023 and encodes 622 amino acids. The record is from RefSeq and is a predicted model, not a curated record. Lineage: Eukaryota; Metazoa; Mollusca; Gastropoda; Planorbidae. The transcript is spliced from 13 exons.